AUUAUUUACAACCCAAUAAACCGUCUCACUUCCCCUACCCAAACACCACAACAUGAAUCUUUCCUCCUCCGUAUGCAACCACCGCUCUCUUCCGUCACCACCGGUAAAAUCAGUUACAAACUCAACCGUUCCCACACUUCACAACACCUCAAUCAAUUCAAAUCUCACAAGCAAAACCUCUGCAUGCGAUAAUAUUCUGAGAUCGCGGCGUUCAGUCCGCUACACUUCCAUGAUUACAGCUUCAUACGGAGGAGAUAGAGCGGAGAACGACGGCGUUUUGGAGCCUUCUCCGGCGGAGAAGCUGCGGAAGCUACUAGAUUCUCCUGGAGUUCAUCAAGGACCUGCUUGUUUCAAUGCUCUCAGCGCGAAGCUUGUUGAGAGAGCUGGAUUUCAGUUCUGCUUCACCACUGGCUUUGGAAUAUCGGCUGCUCGGUUAGGCUUGCCAGACACAGGACUAAUUUCUUAUGGAGAAAUGGUUGACCAAGGUCAACUAAUUACCGAAGCUGUGUCCAUUCCAGUUAUAGGUGAUGGGGAUAAUGGGUAUGGAAAUGCCAUGAAUGUGAAAAGAACUGUAAAGGGAUAUAUCAAAGCAGGAUUUGCAGGAAUAAUUCUCGAAGAUCAGGUGUCUCCAAAAGCUUGUGGUCAUACACAAGGCAGGAAAGUGUUACCGAGAGAGGAAGCUGUAAUGAAGAUAAAAGCGGCAGUUGAUGCUAGAAAAGAGAGUGGUUCUGAUAUUGUUAUUGUAGCACGAACAGAUUCCCGUCAAGCAUUGUCGUUAGAAGAGGCACUUUGGAGAUCACGAGCUUUUGCUGAUGCUGGAGCUGACGUCCUUUUUAUCGAUGCACUUGCUUCAAAAGAAGAGAUGAAAGCGUUCUGUGAAGUCUCUCCUCAAGUUCCUAAAAUGGCCAACAUGCUUGAAGGUGGGGGAAAAACACCAAUACUCACUCCUCUAGAACUUGAGGAAAUUGGAUAUAAAAUUAUAGCAUAUCCUCUUUCCUUGAUAGGGGUAUCUAUCCGUGCUAUGGAGGAUGCAUUGCAAGCAAUCAAGGGAGGGCGUGUGCCUUCUCCUGCAAGCAUGCCAUCCUUUGAAGAAGUCAAAGAAGUUUUAGGUUUUAACGCAUAUUAUGAAGAAGAAAAGCGUUAUGCUACCAAGAGCAGUCAACCUGUGUGGCAAACAGGUAGCAGCAACCCGUUCAGUAUCCAAAGAAAGGGUCAAGAUGAUACAGAACAAACAGGUCAAAGCUCAACUGAGCCUAUUGUUGAACUGUUGAAUCCAGAUACAUACACUAAGUAUGGUGGAGGUGACGCACAAGAUCCUUUCUCAGGGAUCUGGUCUCGCAAGUUGAGAAUCAAAAUUAUUGGGCGAGAUGGCUUUGAAAAACUUGAUGUCCGAAUUCCAGCCGGUUUUCUGGAUGGAAUCACGAAUAUUGUCCCAGCUUUGGGAGGUGUGAACAUCAAGGCACUGCUAGAUGAUGCUAAAUUCGAAGUUGGAGGAAAAUUGUUGCUAGAUUUUACCGACACAAGGGGCGACAGGAUACAAGUCUUUUUGGAAUAAAAAUAUGUUAUAUUUUCUUUUAUUAUAUUCAGAAAACAUCUUUUAUCUGCAUUAUUGCAACAUACUGAUUAAACAAAAUUGCAAGUCUUGUUGCCAAUUUCUUCAUAUCAUUUUGCUUUUGGGUAAGCAAGUAUGAUAUACAGAGGCUUCCAGAUUUGAAUUGAGCAGCCGUUUUAAGACCAA
This is a messenger RNA of Helianthus annuus (common sunflower), 1738 nucleotides long. RefSeq names its product 2,3-dimethylmalate lyase. Gene Ontology annotation, molecular function: catalytic activity. Lineage: Eukaryota; Viridiplantae; Streptophyta; Magnoliopsida; Asterales; Asteraceae. The record is from RefSeq and is a predicted model, not a curated record. The transcript has 8 exons. The coding region runs from base 53 to 1555 and encodes 500 amino acids.